AUGGCAAAACGACUAUCAUCCUUAUUUUCUCUCUCGCGCGACGCCGCCGACAAGACCGGUGCUGCGCCGCCUGCGACUGCGACUUCUCCUCACAUACCGCCUCAGUCGUCUAGCCACUCGAUAUCCCAUAAACUGCACAAGCAUCGCAUUACCUCCUCCUCCGAGAUCGAUCUCAACGACGGCUUGUCUCCACUUGCUCCCCCUCCUCUUCUCUCCGAGUCUGGGGCAGUGCGCCCCCCAAGCAGUCAUCUUAGCGGACCCGACAGCAUGCCUGGAAGUAGAAAUAGCAGUCCGCAUAGUCUUGCGCGGAGCAGGGAGACCAGUAGGAGCCGGCCUCAGACCCCCAACUUGCUAAUCCCACCUGGUGCGACCGGCUCCCCAGGCCACCCUGCGACGCCUCCUUCGGCAAAAAUCGCAAAGAAGAAGAGCUGGCUCCAUGGCAAAUCAGACAGACAUAAAUUUGAUGACGGGCAAGGGGCGUCCAUGGCGUGGAUUGCGGGAUUGCGGGAACAUGUGGCGUACGACCUGGCGCCGCUAUUGAAGGGCGAGAGGGUGCUUGAGCUUUGGAAUGAUCGUGGUGAUACAGUGAUAUAUCUUUAUCCCCCAUCUUCAGGGAAAGGCCCCUGUUUUCGUGUUGACUCUGCUCUCUUAGCCGACUCGAGGUCACUCGUCAACCUUCGCAUGCAGUCUCCGACCUCCCCAAUCGAUAGGAACAGCGACGUCCCUCAAAUGCAGACCGCCUUCUCGAUGACCAUGAGUCCAAGACAGGUACGCCCUCCCUCUCAGGAGAGCUCAAUCUACCGCCCAAUGAACUUUUCAGUACCCAACAUUAUCACCUCACUCGACCAGGAGAAGCAUGUCUAUCUGCCUCUAGCAUUCGAAGCAGAUGUAUCUCAGCCGGGAUCAGAGCCGCACGGAGAUGAUCUCGAACUUGUGGUCCUGUAUCGCAAUUUCUUUGCCUUCCUCACUGGCGGCGCAUUGAUCGCAACUCCCAGACAAGUGACCUUGUUUUCCAUCUUCAUGGGAAUAAGCAGUAUUCUCAAGAGGUUUUCCUUCAGCAAUGCCGACGGGUCUACAUGGGGGGAUGUUCCUUAUAACAGCUUCUCGCGAUACUGUGACGAGCUCCGACUGGCGGAUGUGAGGUCCAGUCGUGAAAAGACCAUCGAGGCUAUAGUCCUCGGGGAACAUCUCAAAUCAUGGCCGUUAUACAAUGAAGGAUUCUGCCACGCGGUCGGCCGUCUGGCGGAUAUCAAGUCAAUAAAAAGUCCCAAAUACGAAAAAAUGUCGCCGGUCACAAUCAACCGCCUUGAGCGAGCCCAAAUUGACAUUGAGCAAAGACUCUUGACAGUCAAGAGUAAACUCGAAGACUUUGACUUUCCCUCCAUGUUUGCUGGAAUUGCCAACUCGCAGACAUCAACAGAAGCCAAGCUGAUCCGGUUUAAGGAGUGGAAGACCGCUUUUCUUGACUUCAGACGGUUCACCAUGGCCUACCUACGCCGGAGAUACGGUGCUUGGCCCCCCAAAGCAUCCUCGAAGAAGAACAAUUUCGAAGAAAGUGGGUUGAACCGGAUAUUACUUCAGGAGCUGUACAAAGACUUUACAGAUUUGUACGACAUCCUGGUAGACCGCUCAGCAAUCACAACCCGAACUGCGGAUAUGGCACCAAUGGCCGAUGAUGCCGAAACCAAUGAUCAAAAUGAAACUAUACAACACGCACUCCGAAGAGUUGAGAGUGAAUAUGACCGAGCGACUCCGCCCGUUAUUCCCCCCAUCCCAUUCGAUACACCGUUAAUUCCCCAAUUUUCGAACAGUUUCAACCGCCGCCAUGUGGUCAUAUCCGACAAAUCGGCAGCGCAGAGCAAGAGGCUCAAAGAGAACGAGAUCAAUGAAGUGCUUUUGGGAGCCUACAACCGUGAAUCGAUCGUUGCGAGCACCUUUAUCCAAGACUUUUUCAGUUAUGAACGCCAGCUUGGCCGAGCGAAAACCCUUGAUCAGGUCGUAGAUGCCCGAUGUGGGCAAUGGCUCUUCAUGUAUGCAGUCCUCCAGGCUCUUCCAAUGACCGUGGUGGACGCCAGGGAUCUCAGGCAUACAGAAGGCGUUGAGUAUUUCCUGUGCGUCGCGCCAAGAGGAGGGAGGCCGUGGAUGAAGGAAGAUCAAUCCACAUCUCGAGCGUGGUACAAUGUAGCCAGUGGCGGUGGUUAUAUCAGUCUUCCAGCUGACCUGAUCGACCACAGUGUUGAAGGGAUCUAUCGACGAAGUCAUUGCUGGACAGCAGCCACAAGAUGGUUGGAACAAUCACCUCAAGAAGGGAUGGUGGACACAUUCCAUCGAGUGGAUGGCAAUGGCCUUCAGCAGCGGCCGGUCAGCGCCGCUUCUCCAUAUGCGAGUCCUGCACAAUCGCCUUAUGUCAGUCCAAUCCACUCACCACUGCUGCGGCCGACAUCUCCUUCGGGCUCCGGGGAAUUCCGCAACAUCAGUCGAGACCGAAGUUCGGUCAAUUUAGGCCUGGAAGUGAUGGAUACGCCGCCUUCUUAUCGCAGCAAUUCGCGCCCACCUUCUACACUUAAUCCGAACAUCACCUUUGAUGCAAUUCUGGGUCCUGCUGACGAACCGGCAAAGGGCAAAGGGAAGAAAGGGAAGAAGUGA
Messenger RNA from Cladophialophora psammophila CBS 110553, 2646 nucleotides. RefSeq lists its product as uncharacterized. The record is from RefSeq and is a predicted model, not a curated record. The transcript has a single exon. Lineage: Eukaryota; Fungi; Ascomycota; Eurotiomycetes; Chaetothyriales; Herpotrichiellaceae. The coding region runs from base 1 to 2646 and encodes 881 amino acids.